AGUUCUCGUCCACAAAUGCUACAGUAAUACAAAUAAUAUAUCAGGAAGAAGCUGAACAGGGCACAAGCCCCUUUUCAGAUCACCUUUAAAUAAGAGUAAUUCAUAUACAAAGAAAGACAAGUGGGGUGUUUGUGUUUGAGGAGCUGCACCAAAUUCAUAAUUCAUUAAGUAACAUGUUUGUGGACAUAUGUUUGUGUGUUCUGAACUAUAUUUGGAUGUACUGGCUAUAAAAAGCCCUCAGUGCAAAGUGACCUUUAGCAGAAGUCAGAUCUCCUGUCCGUGCUGUUGCUGACUGCCCACGAGAGAAGAUUCAAGCCUAUUAAAAUUGCCUUUCUUCUCUUCUUGUUCCCUAUGAGGAUGACCAAAGAGGCCAUAUCUUUGCACUCCCUGAAUGAGACAUUAAACAGGUCACAAAGGACUAUGUAUGUUAGUACUACAAGGAGGAACAAGGGUGGAAAACAAGCUGCAGAACGUGGAGAGAGAGUUCAAAGAGCUAAACUCUGCCAUGGAGAAACUGACACAGAAGCUGCAGUUUCAGGAUAAAACUCUGGAGAAGCUGGUGGGCGAGGAUGAGAUGUGGAUAUCCUUGCUGGAGGACAGGUUCACUUCAGUGGAGAUAAAUCUUUUCUACAGCUAUGUCAGUGAAAUCCUUUGCUGCUUGCAUUCUUGUGUCAGAGCGAAGCUGCCAGAUCUGGCGGGAGGCCUCCCCACCUUAGCCUCUGUCAUGAGGUGCAAAGGCAAGAACCAGAGAAUUAGACUGGUGUGGGAAGCAGUGCUGGAGAUGCUGGGGAUGCAAGAAGGAGAUGUCUCAGCUCUAUGCACCUUUUUCAUCAUACAUUGCUCUGAAGCACGGUAUUACCCAGCUAACCAGAGGCAAAAGUACACCAGUGAUAUUAGCAUGAUGAUAACCAAGGUGGUGAAGAACCAGAUCCUUCAACAGAGCCUGCUGUGUGCUGUCCAGGUAGUAGAGACUCGCAGAGCACAGAUGGAUCCAAAAAAGAUAGCAACCCAUGUCCAAAAAUAACCUGUGGCAGAUUUCUUAAACUCCCUUACCCACUUAGGAUAAACAAGCUUACAACGUAAACUGGUUCCUAUAUAAACAUGCAAUUACAUACUCAUGCAUGUGUAUAACAAAACACAGAUCCGUAUGUACAAACGCUCUGAACCAUGACACACCAAUGUGUAUCAUGAGUCUGAAAAGCCAGGCAGAUUCCCAGAAUCAAUACAGCAGUCAUCACCAUCAUAUACAAGCUCAGUAUGUACAUGCAAAUGUGUAGCCAGAGGCUGCUGGGAGGGACAGAAAGAUUCUUCUGUCUCUUAGCUAAAAUAUUUUGACACUUGCAUAAUGCUGAAGAGUUCAAAUGCCAACAUUUUCCAGCAUAAAAUCUGCUUUGCUCUACUUUGUAUUCUCAUUGCAUGUCUAUGAAAGCUGUAAACUGUAGUAUGAAACAAACACUAAUUUCUUAUAAUAAAACUCCUUGGUUUACCAUUUAAUGUAUGUACUGCUCGGCGGACAAUCAGUAUUUUCACAGAAUUCUAGGAAUAUAGAACUGGAAGGGAUCUCAUGAAGUCAUCAAGACCAGUCCACCAUCCUGAGGCAGGACUAAACCUACUUUAGAUCAUCCCUGACAGGUGUCUGUCCAACCUGUACUUACCCUCCAAUGAUGGGGA
Molecule: messenger RNA, 1671 nt
Organism: Chelonoidis abingdonii (Abingdon island giant tortoise)
Lineage: Eukaryota; Metazoa; Chordata; Testudines; Testudinidae
Source: RefSeq, a predicted model, not a curated record